CCUGUAAUAAAAUGGCGACUUCCUUUGCAAAAUCCAUAGCGAUUCGGUUCCAAACCGUUAAGCGAGCUAGAAAAACGGUUAAACUCGUUGAGACAGUUACAAGAGGCUAUGCACAAGUAUCAAUUGCAGGUUUGCCAUCAUUUGUGAAAGUUGUGGAAGUUGGUCCAAGGGAUGGCUUACAGAAUGAGAAAGAGAUGGUGCCAACUGCUGCAAAAAUAGAAUUGGUCAAUAGGUUGUCCCAAGCUGGACUGCCCAGUAUUGAAGUUACAAGCUUUGUUUCUCCAAAAUGGAUACCUCAGAUGGCAGAUCAUGGUGAUGUUAUGAGAGGCAUAGAAAGGCAUAAAGACAUUGUUUACUCAGCGUUAACACCAAACCUGAAGGGAUUUGAAGCUGCGUUAGAGGCUGGCGUUAAUGAGGUGGCUAUAUUUGGCGCUGCUUCUGAAAGCUUCAGCAAGAAGAAUAUAAACUGCUGUAUUGAGGAAAGUUUGAACAGAUUUGAUGCUGUCAUGAAUGCAGCAAAGUCAGCAAAUAUACCUGUAAGAGGUUAUGUAUCAUGUGUAUUAGGCUGUCCUUAUGAGGGAGAUAUUGCAGUUGAUAAAGUUGCACAGGUAUGUAAAUCACUGUAUGAUAUGGGAUGUUACGAGAUAUCACUCGGAGAUACUAUAGGUGUUGGCACUCCAGGGGCGAUGAAAAAUUUGAUCUCGGAAGUCUCGAAAGUGGUACCAGUACAGAAACUAGCUGUACAUUGUCACGAUACGUAUGGUCAGGCUCUAGCUAACAUUUUAGCAGCUUUACAGAUGGGGAUAAGUGUGGUGGAUAGCUCUGUAGCGGGACUUGGAGGGUGCCCCUAUGCCAAGGGUGCUAGUGGAAAUGUGUCUACAGAAGAUGUUGUUUAUAUGUUACAUGGUCUAAAUAUUAAAACAGGUAUAAAUAUACAGAAGCUGAUAGAAGCUGGACAAUUUAUAUCUCGAACUCUUGGUCGACCAACACAUUCCAAGGUUGCCCAGGCGACCAAAUCAUCUCUUUGAACAGCUGGACUUUUCAUUAUAGGAGUAGCAUGUUAUAAGAGUAGUAACAAUAUAUUCAAGAAAUAAUAUCUCCCAAACAGUGAUUUAAUCGCUCAAUAAAAUCACUAUUUGUGGAGUUCAGAUGCGAAUAAUUAUAUCAUGAGGGUGCAGCCCGAGUGAUAUAAUGAUGCGUAUCAGAACGACAAGCAGUGAUUUUAUCAAAAGAUAAAAUUUGGAUAUAUUAUUUUGAUUCUAACACGACAUCAACAAAUAAAUGCUGCCGUUCCUGAUAUUAAGCUCAACUGCGCCUGAUUUGUUUCCGUACUUAUUUUCAGCCCGUCAAAUUUUUAGUGGUUAUUACAUGUAUAAUGAUUAUGUCACAUGUCUAAAUAUAGGAUGCUAAACAGUGAUUUAUUGCAAAAUAACACACUUUUUCAGUUCUUCUAUGUUCAAUAGGGAAAAAUGCGGUCGUGUUAGAAUAUAUUAUAAAGUCUAAUCUUGUAUGUUAAAUAUGAUGUAUAUAAAUUACAUGAAAUCUUACCUGCUAGGUUUAUACAUGCAAUGAAUUGUAAGGUAUUAACAAAUAUUGGGAGUAUUGUAGUAUCCAGUUUUGAAACAGAUUUUCAAAAUUGUUGGGUAAUAAGCUGGUUAAUACUUGUUAUAAUCAUAUUAAUUUUUGUUGGUUGUUACUUGUUGUGAUUAGAAUAUAGAAGAAAUGGUAUUGUAAAAAUUAUUUGUGUCCAUUAGAUUUUAGGAUGUAAGUUUGAAAGAACGUUAUUUUACAAACUAGUUUAAACUUGUGUUUCAAUCAUAUUUGUUGAUUGUUACUUCUUAGGAUUAGAAUGUAGAACAAAAGAGAUUGUAAAUUUGUUUGUGUCUAUUACAUUUAAGCACAUAAGUUUGAAAGAAUGUUUACAAGGAAUGAUUGUUUAUAAAUGUUAAAAUUUCGAUGAAUCAUCAUAAAAACAGUCAUUGACUAGAAUGUCACUUUUCUUAUGAUAUAAUAUCAUGAAUUAGGCAACUGUGGGAACUAGUCAUAUUUUAAAUACGGUGCAUAAUUUUCUAGCUUAUAGCCAAGUCUCUUUGUUAUUGAUACAAUAUAAUGAAACUGUUUAUUUGUUUUGUUUUUUAAUUGUUAAAUGUUUUAUAACUGUGAAAGGUAUAAAUUAUAAUGAGGACAUUGUUCCCAGCACAUAACUUUCAGCCACCAAGGUAUUAAUUUGUUAUUGUUUUGAAAUGAAACACGAAAGUUUCUACAGAUUGUUAAUAUUUUUGCACUUGAAUUAUUUUUCUGAUAAG
This is a messenger RNA of Ruditapes philippinarum (Manila clam), 2306 nucleotides long. RefSeq names its product hydroxymethylglutaryl-CoA lyase, mitochondrial-like. Gene Ontology annotation, molecular function: hydroxymethylglutaryl-CoA lyase activity. The coding region runs from base 12 to 1028 and encodes 338 amino acids. The record is from RefSeq and is a predicted model, not a curated record. Gene Ontology annotation, biological process: L-leucine catabolic process; ketone body biosynthetic process. Lineage: Eukaryota; Metazoa; Mollusca; Bivalvia; Venerida; Veneridae. The transcript is spliced from 9 exons.